UAUCACGUCCAUCGCAGCGCCAUACAUCUCUCAGAUUCCUUCUUAAGUCUUAAACAAAUGGAAACGGCCUCUCUUCGUUCCACGGUGCUUCCCUCACAAUCGUUUCCGGUCAAGCCCCAGCGCUGGCGGAGAACAGCCAUCAACGAAGAUCUGAAGAGGAAGUCAGUCAGAGUCUUUGCUGGAAAAAGAGACUACGGUGGCCGCCUGGUCGACGAGAACAUGAUUAUUCUAAGAAAGCUUAUACGCGAGAUGAAGAUGGCGGAGCGCAACUACGAACCGCCUUCAGACUGGAUGGAUUGGGAGAAGAGGUAUUACACCAAGUACGACUCGGCCAUCUGUGAAGCAGUGGGGUUUUUGCAAACUGAACUGAUGAACACCAGGCCAAGCUUGGCUCUGGGGGUGCUGACUCUUCUUGCACUGAGUGUCCCUGUAUCGACGGCCGUGACCUUGUCUCAUUUGAUCGAGAUAACCAAGUGGAUUCUAUCUGGGGUUCACGUAAACUGAUGUAUAUUUGACAUGAUUAAGCUAGUUGGGUUUAGUGUAUUAAUUAUCGUGUAGAAGUAAUUUAAAUUCAGUAAAAGGAAUGAAGCCCACUUGCUUUCUUUCUCUCCUUUUGCAGUUGCAUCUGUUCAUGUUCUUCACUCAACCAGGAAGGAAUUCAGUUUCCACUACUGAGGACUGUA
Messenger RNA from Nelumbo nucifera (sacred lotus), 683 nucleotides. Lineage: Eukaryota; Viridiplantae; Streptophyta; Magnoliopsida; Proteales; Nelumbonaceae. The record is from RefSeq and is a predicted model, not a curated record.